GUGAAAUCUCAUACAGUUUCUGGUCCCAGCCGCUGUUGAGUCAAGUUCUCUAGCUCUGAGUGAUUUUUUACGAAGUGAAAUUGAAUUGUUCAUUAAACCUGAUCACUCUUUGCGCCCGUUGAGCUACAAAAUAUGCUAUCGGCAUCACGACUCGCCGUAUCGGCGCUCUGCCGCCAGGCGGUGCGGAUUUCACCGAAAACAGCUGGCCUGCUCAGGACACCGCAGGCACAGGGUCACCCGAUGAGGCAGUUCAUGCAGCAGCAGCGCACCAACCGCCUCGAGAAGAUUAUCGAGCGUCGUAAGACCCUCAAGGAAAUGGCCAUGUCACCUGCUACGGACGCACCUUUCAACGCAGGCAAAGGGCUGCUUGCUGGCGCAUCUCUUGUCGGGCUGGGCGCUCUAGUGUACUACGGCGCAGGAAUGUCGAAUGGCGUGGGAGCCAUAGAUAAGGCGUACGUCUGGCCUCAGUACGUAAGAGAUCGCGUACGCGACACUUACAUGUAUUUUGGCGGAAGUCUUGUUGUAACAGCGGCUUCGGCGGCGAUGGUUCUCCGCAGCCCGGCCAUGCUUCGUUUGAUGACUCGCAACUCGUUUCUAGCGUUAGCAGGCACAUUAGCUGCGAUGGUUGGCUCCUCAAUGGUGGUACAUGGAAUCCGAUAUAAGCCCGGUUUCGGCGCCAAGCAGUUGGCCUGGAUGGGCCACUGCGGUGUCAUCGGUGCUGUUAUUGCACCAUUAUAUCUUUUGGGCGGCCCACUUGUGUUGCGUGCUGCUGUCAUGACCGCCGGCGUUCUUGGUGGCCUCUCAACGGUCGCCGCCUGCGCACCAUCUGACAAGUUUCUCUUAAUGGGUGCUCCUUUGGGAAUCUGCUUUGGAGUAGUGUUUGCCUCUUCUAUGGGCACAUUCUUCCUGCCUCCAACGACCGCUCUUGGCGCUGGCCUCUAUUCAAUCAGCCUCUAUGGUGGCCUGGUAUUGUUCUCGCUCUUCUUGUUGCACGACACACAGAGGAUAAUCAAAAAGGCCGAAACCCAUCCUCCGCCGUAUUACGGAGGAGUCGUUCCCUACGACCCAGUGAACUCUUCGAUGUCCAUCUACAUGGAUACAAUCAACAUCUUCAUCCGGAUUCUUAUGAUUUUAGCGGGCGGCGGCAACCGCAAAAAGUAGAACAACACCAAACAUAUUUUUUUGAUCAGCUAGUGAUCGGCGAAGCAAAUGGACGGGUUAGAUGUCGCAGCGGAAGGGUGAUAAAGGCGUUCGGAAGGGAAACAAAUGCACCUACAAUUUUGAUGUCAACCCGUUUAACAUCAUCACCAGAAACAGCAGACUCCGAUAGUGAAAAUUGUUUCUAAUAAUUAGAGAGAAAUACAAGAUGAAAGCGAUUUAGUUGGUUUUUUGUUAAUGAAAUGCAGAUGAGCGGAGAGGAGGUAUCUGCUAGAGUACAGCAUUAAAAAGUCAAAUCACGGUAGAUGAUGAGUACAGAGAAUGUUCAUUACGUAUAAAUCCUUUGUUUUAAUUUUCUUAGAGGUUUGCUUUUUAUUCGUUUGGCCAGUUAUUUUUGGCGAUAUGUAGAUGUUUAAAUGUUCGAAGAAACCAUAUGAGCAUUUUGAUUGAAAAUCUGGGAUAUCUACAAAGCAAUAUGGCUUAAAUUAGGUGGAGCCUCGAUUUUUGAUUUAGGAUAUCGCGUAUCGUUUACUCGUAGGAAGACAUGUAUGCAGAAGGCAGAGCAAGACUUGUCAGACGAGUUAGAGAAAAGUUAAGUGAACGGAAGUCAUGGCAUCUUGAGCAGCGCUGCCGCUGUUGCCGAGCGGUAAAGAAUAGAUACCAACAGCGAUGAUAUUUUAAAAAUAAAGCUAAAUGCUAAUAAACGUGUUGUAUCUAGGA
Varroa destructor (honeybee mite) is the source of this 1878-nucleotide messenger RNA. RefSeq names its product growth hormone-inducible transmembrane protein-like. Gene Ontology annotation, cellular component: mitochondrial inner membrane. The record is from RefSeq and is a predicted model, not a curated record. Lineage: Eukaryota; Metazoa; Arthropoda; Arachnida; Mesostigmata; Varroidae.